Molecule: messenger RNA, 909 nt
Organism: Exophiala spinifera
Lineage: Eukaryota; Fungi; Ascomycota; Eurotiomycetes; Chaetothyriales; Herpotrichiellaceae
Exons: 1
Coding region: 1-909 (302 amino acids)
Source: RefSeq, a predicted model, not a curated record
AUGGCUUGCGAGGACAUGGCGCAUUCGACCCUAUACACGAUGAUCCCGUCGGCAGUUCGAUCGCGAAUGCCCGUCUUGACCUCUCUGCGACGGUCCGCAAAGGCCGUGAUACUGCACGACUCGAGGACGCGGCGACCACAACCUCGCGCGCUAUCAUGUCCCGAAUCAUUUCAAGAGAAGGAGCGUGCUAUUGGCUUCGCUGCCACUGUACCCUCAAGCGGCGCCAGUACGCCGACGACAAGACCAAACACGCCCGAGGAACAUACCUCUGCCUCCUCACAAGAGCUUAGUCUAAAGGUGCUAUCGCAGCAGCGACAAGAGACGAGCAGCGGCGUCGAUUGGGACGUGGCUGCGACGGGCGUUCGGCUUUGGAUAACUGCCAAAACACAAGCCGAACAAGGGGGAGGGGACGUCAACGCCCUCCGAAGCAUGCACAUUGAUGCCCUCCGGUACAUGCACAUGGCCCUCCCGGAGAAUCUGACGGCGCUCGAGGUGGAGUCUCUGCGCGCUAGCAUGUCUCCUAGGAUCCUGUACCAGUCGUCACCGAUGCUACCAGAGAUCGACGGGAAGUCCAAUCCGAGUCUUUUGCGCCAGGGCGUCGCCAGAGUCGUUUGCUGGGUCAUUGCAGGGAUCCUCUUGGUCCUCCCGGUGAUCAUGGCGUUUCUCAAUCGGGCGCUGCAGUUCGAACGCCAGCACCAGCUGACCGAGAAGGUCCUCGCAAAUGGACUCGACUUGACCUCUGCCCUUGGUGAACGUAGCUUGGAACUUCAAAGGGCCCUGUCACGUUUCAAAGAUGGGCCUCUGGGCAGCGCCUGUGCGGACGCAGGGUCCUGGUUCAUUGAAGGCAUUGUUGGUGGUGUCAACGAUGGUAUUGAUGCUGUUGCCCAGGGUCGGGCGAGAGCGUCAUGA